UUCCCUUUAAUCAACCCGUUUUUGUGGAGUCAUUUGAGCUGCCCAUGUUUAGCGGACCUAGCAUCGCCUCCACAGACUGAUGCUGGAUCAGGUGGAUGAGGACUGGCCGCAGUUCCCGCAGGGUGAGGAUCGCUUCCGAAGUUCCGAGCGCUUCCGAUGGCUUUACCAAACCGAUGGCUGGGAGGGAUAUCAGGACGACGAGGUCGAGGAGAUCUUGACGCGACCGCGUGAAAGCAAGCCCUGGCACGUCCCGGAUGAGAAGAUCAAGGCCAUGGUGGAAGAGGCCGGGCAGAAGGAAGGCAUUCCCCAGAGCCUGCUGCAACACGCCAAGUGUCGCCGUCCACGGCUGCUGCGGCCCAACGGCAACGGCGUGCAUGGCAGCGCAGCGGAGACCGACGAGGAAUGGCAGGCCUUACUGCAAGAACUGGACGAGGCCGGGGAGUCCUCCCGGGCAUCCCAGCGACCAUCCCAGGCCUCAAUCCUGGCGCCGGAGGUCUCAACGCUACCCCGACGGCCCUCGGUCAUGCGAAGGUCGGUGAGAUUCGAAGAGCAGAAGGAUGACGCCCUGGAUAGGAUGUUGAAACACGAAGAAGAGCUGGUGCAGAGUGGCCAGGGCUAUGAGGAGCCUCGUCGAAAGAAGUGGAUGAUCACGGACGAAGAGUUCCGGGAAUUUGUAUUGUCCAUGGCCAAAUCCAACGCCGAUCCCAAAGUCGACGCCGUGCCAAGCAGCGGCCUUACGUCGUCUGCCUCGGCGCCACUGUUGAAGGGAUCUGUGAAGGAGAUGAUGCUGCAUAUUUACUUCGUGGAUUCCCAGGAUGUGAUGUCAAUCCGUGUUUCUCCGGAUCUGCGCAUUGGACCCCCAAGAGCGCCCAAGGGAAACCGCUUCACCGACAUAUACGGCCUGGGUGCCAACACCAAAGGCUUCGCCGAGUUCAAGAAGUUUGACUACCAGCGGCGGAAGUGGCUGGGAGGAUUCCAGAAGGAUUGGGUGCCGGCUUGGUCCGUCUCAUUAAAAGGUAUGAUCGCUGAACUCACAGGGAUGGAUGUUGCCAGGCAGCGCUUGUUUUGCAAGGGCAUGGCCAUGGGUAAUGACAAUCUCACCCUGCAGUCCUGGAACGUGACGGAUGGCGAUACGUUGCAAGUGCGCUUUCAGCACAAGAUUUCGCAGGAACAGAUGGAGGCAGUGCACAAGGCAUGCCAAAAUGCCGGGCAUGUGGAGCGAUCGGUGGCUUCCAUCAACGACCCAUCCUUGCCGGUGCGAGCUGAGAUGGAAUCCUCAACGUCUUCGGAUUUCUGGAAGCCUUGGAUGGGGCGCAUGAAGCCUGCGGAGAAAUCGCAAAGGUCAAGGUCCACCAGGACACCCCGAGAUGCCAAACCUGUGAUGUUGAAGGAUGAUUCCCAUACUGCCCAGUUGCGGCAUAGCAAGCACAUCCGUCGCUGUACUUCGAAGAGCGAUGUGUGGAUGAUGCCACGCUGGGUGUCGCAAGACAUCCCUCAUCACUUUGCAGCCACUGGCAACCCGAAGCACCACGUGGUGAGUCGGGAGCCCGCACCUUUUGCAGAGCAGAGCAUUUAUCUCCCUCGCGCGAUGCCACGUUAGGGCGUCUGAGGAAGUCCGUGGGGCUUUCAUAGUGAUGUGGGAGGCCCCUCAACAGUUCUGAAUCUGAGCUCCCACAGGCCCUCGCCGUCCAGAGAUGAUGUAGACGAUAGCCGAUAGAUGUCGAUAGCAGCACCGACAUAUGAUUUGUACAAUGUGG
This is a messenger RNA of Cladocopium goreaui, 1757 nucleotides long. The record is from the annotation of a GenBank genome assembly. NCBI's taxonomy places the organism in Eukaryota, Dinophyceae, Suessiales, Symbiodiniaceae.